AGUCAGCGCUCUACACGACACUCGGUCUGAUCUCUUUCCCUGCAAACCUUUUCUUUUUGCAACCUUUAAAUCUCCCAUAAUUCUACUUGCCUACCCUGAUAUAAUGAAUAACAAAAGGAAUAAAUCUAUUGCUAUUUUUUUCUAAGCCUACUCAUCGUGUGUACUUGAUGUAUAUGCUUUUCUAGUAUCAGUCAGCACUCUUUAGAUCAUACGCACAAGAAUAUAUUGUAAUUUCGCAUCUUCUGUAUUCACUGGGACAGCACCACAAGCAUAUUACGCGUGAUCCAUUUUCUCAUUUGUCACAAGUGAAAUGAUAAUGAUUUGACUCAGCCUUACGCGAUCUAAGGACCAUGACGCUUUUUUGCCCGAACGGUUUGUAACUUACAGCUGUCUCCGGUGAUAAUUCAUCUACGAUAGCGACCCUUGUGCCACUAUCGGAAUUCGACUGCUGGACGGGCAACGCAAACGCUCUAGCUGCUUAGAGUAUAUACCUAGGUCCUAGGCAGAAGCCACUAGGGAUGACUGAACAACUACGCUGGUCGUUGUUGAAGGUGACGACCCUGCACCGUGAGGCUGAGGUCUCGUACUCGAGCGGUAGAAGCAGUGACGACCCUGCACCGUGAGGCUCCUGAGGUCUCGUACUCGUAGCGGUAGAAGCAGUGACGACCCUUCACCGUGAGGCUGAGGUCUCGUACCCGUAGCGGUAGCUCAUAUAGAAAACACAAAACAAUCCUCAUCAUGUCGAAGUUACGGUUUCCAUCUGCAAGCGGGUAUUCUCCAGGUCGCAUGGUAGCCGAGGCGAGGACGCCACCAGGCUCCACAUUGCUCCAACAACUUGGUCGCCUUUCUGCUACUGUACUUGGCCGCGGUCGUGAUGGUGCAGCGGAGGGUUAUAUUAACAUUACGUUUUUACACGAUCAUCUUCAUCAUAACAUUAUAAAAGAAAAACAUUAAGGACGAGUGGUGGAAGGUGUUUCUUCAUUCAUUCACAACUUUCUUCAUAUUACCAUGCACGAAGAUCUACUACAUCGCAUAAGUUACUACUCACCAUCUGUACCUUACGUACCUAAGAAAUUACCUAACAAUUCCUCCACCAUGCAUCCCCUUUCCAUGAUGUCGGCUGGUGUCAUCUCUAACACAACAAGUCGACCACAACGGGACGUGGAUCUGGCGGCGAAGAGCGAGAUAGAGAUCGAACUUCCGAGUUUCGGCGAAUGGUUGGAGUGGCAGGAGGACGCUGAUAUAUUGGCGGAUAACAUCACAUCGCUAGACCUGGACACGAAAAAGCCGGAACAAAACUUCAUCGUCAAAGAAAUGGUCCUAAGCUGGAGACUCAGGAAACCGUAUUCGUUUUGAUAGAGGGUUUUCUACUUUGGAUCGCAGAGACUUCGCUCACCUUCCAUAUUAUACGAGGCGGCAUGUUGCGUAGUCGUUUGUGGCUGCGAGAAGAGCCGAGGCGCCACAGGAUUAGGCUCGCCCUGGUGAUCGCCCUGGGCUUUUCGGGUUUUGCCGCUGUUGCCUGGCUGGGUGGGGUGGAGCGCUUUGCGGAGGCUCGUGAAGGUGUUCGCCCCUUUUACUGGCAGGGCGGCACUGUUUCUGGACGCUCACGCGGAAAGCAUUCACGGCCUACGCGCAAGGAGUCGAGAAAGGCUGGAGCGCGGCCCGCUGCUGGGCUUUGUCGGACAGCGCAGACGGCAAGAGAGCCCGCGCCGAAGCUUGUGGCGGUGCGCGGUUGAGCAUCUUGGCCAAGAAGCAGGGCGAGGAGAAGCCGUCGCCGAAGGACCACCACGAGCCGGCGCGCCGCGGUGGAUGGCGUUGGUCGACGUUUGGGCCAGAAAAAACCGGCCCGACUUUUCCGGAUAUUUGCCGCCUUUUUAGUUUUAUACAAAGCUGCCCGGCGUUCUGCCGCUGUCCUCUCGUGUGCGCCUUGGAUCGCAGCACAACGCCGCGAAAGAGUUUCUUCGUGGGGGGGGUAUGAUGCGCCGUGUCUGACAGGCUAGCCCUUCGCCCACCAAACAAUACAACGAAAAAGCCAAAGACCCCAGAGGAAGGGGGGAACGCUGGCAAACUUUCGGCUUUUGAACUCUCUGCUUUUUUCUCUUGUCAAUAAAAGCGCAGGACUUCGCGCAUGUGGUCCGAGGUGGUCUCGCUUGACUGCUCCAUGUCUGCGCCUUAUGGGCACCAGUCUGGGAGUCCGUGCCGCAAUUCAUGGAGCGGCGCCCGCCAUCGCCUCUAUUUCUAUCGCCUCUCUCGCGUUUGUUAAUCCACUGCGCAUGUCUGUUUCUUCGGCAUGUGUCUGAGUGGAGGGGAGGCCUCCGGCAUUGGUGCGGCAGCAUGGUGCUAAAGUUCGUCUUGUGGGUCCGCUGCUCUUCGUUCUUCCUUGUUCUUGUCUGAGGACUGGCGUGAGAGUCAGCCACCGAUACGUAAGACCUGCCACGCGGUGCCCGCCGUGUCGAGGCUCGGCGACUGGUCUGCUUACCCGGUGGAUCCACUGGCCCGCUCGUCUAUGGCUCUAUCUGCUUUCUAUUGCAUCGGCCUGGCGGCGUUAGCUGUAUUAGUAUGUAAGCCAGGACUUAAGUAGCCUCUUUACAACAUGGGCCCAGUAUUAUCUAUUGCGCACCUUCUGCAGAGUCCUCCUUCUCGUUCACAAUAGAGCACCAGCAUGGUAUAAGUAGUUAUUUCACGGCCUCAACACUCUAUUAUCUUGAAUAUGACAGCUAUAGUCUCAUCUAUUGUUGUCGUGUCCUUGGCGCUCUUAGCUUUGUCAACAUCACAGGUAUCUCAUCUACUGUUGUGUCUUGGGCGCUCUCAGUUUUGGACUAUUGAUCUACACCGCUUACGAGACGGUGGACGAUGGUAAGGAGCAUUCUGCAGGAAACUAUACUAUAACCUCCGCACGUGGGUCGACGACCACAAAAUACACGAUUGCAGACGCACCGAAGAUGAUAUAUGGACGGGGACCACGACCUGAAAGUGCCAAUAUUAUGUCAUGAUCUUCUACUUGAUAACCGGAACGGUCGUAAAAACUUAACGCUGAACUUAAUCCACUUCUAAUGAUCCACCAAACAAGAAUGGUGAUCCUGUGAGUUCAACGGAUUCGAAAGAGCGGGUGUCGUCGGCGAGUCACUGGUUUGCUGAGAGUCUGGAGGUAGCAAUCGGCGUUCUAUUGGUCUUGGAAACCCUGCUAACAUGGUACACACUAGGAUCGCGCACAUUCUUUGCGUCACGAUGGUGCCAGUUCGAUUUCCUUGUCAGCGUUCUUAUUAUGGACAGGUUUUCCACUUUUGGUGAUAGUGAUUGUUAUUUCUCGUCUACUGCCUCAACCACAUCGUUCUUCACGCUCUCUAGUUGUACUGCCUCAAUUAGAGAGCAUGAAGUUUGUCCCUAGUAUGUUGUCUUCGUAUGUGUCGAGUGCCUUUCAUUUCCUCUGUAUUCGUGUUCGUGUGCGUCCUCUUAGCAGAUUCAUGGUGGGAGUCGUUUGACGUUGUUCAAGAAUAUCUAGAGAUGCCGAUCCUGAUUUUGCGGUUUGGCCUACAGCCUCUACGCCUCAUCCAAACGGCACACAUCAUACGGAAAGCAAGACAAAUGCAGAUCACGCAGAACAGUACUACUACUAAAUGCAGAGUAGAGACUUUGAUGAUGAGCGAGAACCUCGAUAUUACAACCACCAAAUAUUAAUAUUGAUUACCGAAAGCGAAAGUGAUACGAUACGAUACAAGUAGUAUGAUCAGUGUAUCAAAUGAAGCAAAAGCACUUCUGGAAAGAAAUGUACUAUUGUUGUCUCAACGUAGUAAGUAAUUUUCAUUCUUGGGCCACUUCCAUUGAAUCGGUUUAACGGUGCGCUUUUUAGGUACUCGCAUCACGUGGGAUCCGUUACCUUUCGAAGAAGCUCAUUUCGCGAUCGCGCCUGCGAUGACUCCCGAACGCAAAGCAUCACAUGAGGCUCACGGCGGGUGCCAUGACUUCCUCGGUGCUACUCCAGACUCGUUGCGGGAUCAUGUAGAUACAGAUACCCUGAUCCAGAUGGAUAAGCCGAUAACCAACAUGAUAGGUCUCAGCACUAUAGGCCUUCAACACGCGCAUCGUGAACUGCACCAUCCUAGUAGCGAAGAAGACCCGAACUUCAGUGGUCAUGACCUUCCUCCAUUUGGAUUUUCUACUUCCGGAUCUCGGGACACAGCAGCAUCGAACUCACAACAUGGUGGGCUCAGGUUAAGGCUCCUAGAAGGAAGGCAUCCGAGAUGUAUCUAAAUCUAUCUAUCAUUCUCGGCUAGUAAAUACUUGUUUAAUUUCUAGUUCAACUUCGUAUUCUUCUAGUCGAGAGCGACCGAGACCACGCCGAUGGCAGCACAAAGAACACUGGUUCGAGCUUUUUUAGCUGCAUGUUCUAACGCUAUCAGCCAAGCAGCACCAAGUAGAGGGAGAAGGACACGAACCCCUGGACAUGGAAAACAACUGCUCUUUCCGACCUUUCCUCAGCAGUUUGAUAGAUCAUUUGCCGCUAUCGCUACGUUUCGCGGACUGGACUUUACUCUACAAACCACAAGUUCACGGACUCUCGCACUUUAGACUCUUCAAACUCCUCGAAGACCACGCAUCCGACUCAUCUGGUGGCGUCGUAGUACUAGUCCGCGACUCUCUUGUUAUGGUGCUCAUAAUUUUUUGUUGCAAAAAGAGAGGAAAGGGUCGCUUGUACAACAGGUGCAGAUGUUGAUGUUCGACGUUCUUUACGAGGGCAGCCCGAUUUUACAGGGUGAGUAUGUUCACAAGGUAUAAAUUUACACUCUUUGAUGUUCUUGAAUAGUAUUUUCAUCUGCCUAAGUAACGUAAGCUUAGACUAGAGCAGGUAUUAUAAUAGAGUGGUCGUCGAGAGAAGCCUAUGAUCUCUAAUCUUGGUAGCGUUUUCGGCGCAUACACAGAAAAGUUGAGCCCCUUUUCCGAACAUCGAGAUUUUUCCUUCGUAUUCUCGUUCAAGGGUGCGCCAUCUUUGUCUCUGAGUCUCGAAGACUUAGCGGGCUCGAUGCAUCGGCAAGACGUUGAAGCUACUAGCUCUAGUCGUCUCCUAAAUACUAUGAAUAUGACGACCUCGUCGGCCACAUCUUCAAUUAAGCCUAGUACCGCUGGACCAUCCUCAACAUCAUCCUUGGCCCUUUUUUCAAGGAGAAAAAGGGACCAGGGAGGUUCUCGGGGAUGCGAGCGCGGUAGCUCUAAUUCAACUUCAUCAAAUGCGAAUGCCUUUAUUCCAUCUAGUCCUCCUCUCGGCGUCGACCCCUUUUUCGAUAGAAGGGCUAGUGGGCGACUCGGAACGCCAGAGGCCGUUCACGCAACGAUCGAGAGAGAAAAGCAAGUGCUUACCCAGCGCAGUGAUCACGCUAUUCUAUGAAUGGUGUCUAUCCCAUCUAGCCAGACCAUCAUGGCUACCCCUUUCAUUCCCUUAAAAGGGGAGCCUCGCUGGUCGUACGGAUGGAAUAAACGCCAUCCAUAUCUUCGCAAAGUCACUCGCGUCUAUCACUAUUCCUCUGCAGCAUCACCUGUAGCAGCAGCAGCCGCACAAGGUAUGAAAUAGGGAUCACAAAUGAAGUAGAAUUUUUUGAAUCAAAUACUUCUACUAGAUACUGCGUUUCAUUUUCUUUUGAAAAAAGCAAGCCUCAGUGCAUCUGUUGUUGAGAACAUGCCAACAUUAUUGCAAGUAUAUAAUCGUCGGUUCAUAUCAUAUGGAGACCUACAGGACAAGUUGUUUCCCCCCAGUUCCUUUUUCGUCGCAUAAUUAGAAAAACUGGCCACUUCUUCCCUCUUUCAUAUCUUGCGAUCUCCUGGUAUUCGGCGGCUCGACGCCUUCUCGCGGAGGGACCUUCGGUACGAAGAUGCUUAGUCCUUUCCAUCCUCAAGGUCGAAAUAGCUCCAAGGGCAGCGCGCCAACUUUACCUGCCAUGAUCUGCAACGACACGCUGUUGUGUUUUGGCGAAGCGCUUAUAAUCGAGGUAAAGGACCUCCUUCGAGGAACGUCUAAACCCUGUGCAGCUUAUGGAACUACGGAACCCCUCUCCAGCGACACGGACUUCCUCAUACGCGACCUUGAACUUUGGAAAUUUACUGAUACAUGAUGGGCUGCUCGUCGUGGUAUUCUUUCAACCCAGUAGGGGCUACUUACAAUCUGAAUCUUUGUUAUGAUACGAUAGCAUUUUUUGUAUGUGAACGCACAAUCUCGUCCAAGAACUAUUCUCAUUCCAUUCACGACUCGUCUUUGAAAUUUCUUCCUUUUGUUCCGCAAGACAAAAUGCGCAGCCUUUAGCGAACAAAAGUCAUCGGCGUGAAGGACGUGUCACUCUAGACGGCCUCAUUCUUUUCUUGCAUUGACUUCUUUCAAAAUUCGUGACCACCUCCCGUUUUUAACGAAACUGAGUUCUUCGCGAAUGCAAAUGAAUAGAAAGGAGAUUCAUGCACACUGUACUACGAUCA
This is a messenger RNA of Amoebophrya sp. A25, 6459 nucleotides long. The record is from the annotation of a GenBank genome assembly. Lineage: Eukaryota; Dinophyceae; Syndiniales; Amoebophryaceae.